AUGGCCAAGAAGAAGAACAAGCAGACCGCGCUCGACGAGUUUGACGAGAGUGUACCUAGCGGAAGCGCAUCGCAAACCUCUUCCAAUGGCUCAUCCAAGGACUCGGCGUCCAAGAGGGCUGCAAGCGCAAUUGCCGAUACAGCUCCUGCGCUCAUCAUAUGUCGCAAUAAGCAUUGGCGCUUCAUUUCCUCCUUCCAUGGUCCAUGGCUGCAGAUGCCCGUCGAGAUACUCGAAACCAUUGCGAAUAUCAACUACAACACCCCGCGACCGCGUCCGAUCGAUCCCGCCGUAUUCUUCGAUCUCCUCAAGAUCCGCCGGCUCGUGGACGAAGCCACAAACCUGGCCGUCCGGGCUGCCAGUGAUAUCGCCUCGCCGACCCUUACGAACAUACACGGCGGACUCAAUGGGCACAUGUCAUCGUUGGGCUUCGGGGUGGGUAACGGUCACGGCACGAAGCUUAGCAAGGAGCGGAAAUUCCGUAUGAGAGAGCAGGCGAGCCAGAAGCUCUCCCGCGCAUAUCGUCUGGAUGAGAUUGCCUGCAGCGUUGCGACCAUGCAAGGUGCUUCACCACUCGAAGAGAUUGGGUCUCUGGUGCUGCAGCGCAGCAAGGACGACCCGGAUGCCAAAUACGUUCAUUUCUUUCACGAAAAAAUACCCUCGCGACAGAUGGCAGAAUGUACCAGUCUACAGCCCCUGAACGAAGUCAUCUCGGCGCGUCCGACAGAGGGAGAAGCCUUGCGAACCAGAGCCACGGUCCGCACAUUCAAGGACGACUAUGAGGGUGCCGCACAGGACUUGAGCGCCGCGCUGCAAGUGCAACGUUUCCAUCAGCCGCUGCACAAGACGCCGUCCUCCCAAGAGUUGCAGCAAGUGAAUGGAUCGCGCAGGAGUCAGGACGUGAUUCUGACGGAUGAACAGCAGCCUAGCAGCUUGGAAACACAACUGUUGUUUCAGCGUGCCGGAGUGUACUUGACGAUUGCAUGCCAGCACGUGGUGGACAGCUUGCCAGAGAUUCCUGCAAACGGAGAGACAGCACAAGCAAACAGCACGAAUGGAGUAUUCAAGUCAGGGAAUGGGACAAGGGCCAGCGAGCAGGCUCCAGAACCUACGGCAGCGGAUAAGGAGGCAGCAAGCAAGCGGUUGGAGAAUCGCAAAGUGGUCAAGACGUACGCCAAGAGAGCGCUUCGGGACUACAUGGCUUAUUUGUCGCAAUUCGACUAUACACCAGAUCUGCCCCUGAAAGUAGCUAAGGAGUUUACUGAGAAGGUCAACCUCGCCGCGAAUGGUAUUCGUCACCCUCGUAUCCCCGACACGGGAAGCACUCCACCCUACAAGACAUACGCUCUGUCCGACCUCUUUGCUGCUGUUCCUCCCACCGAUAUCCCACCCUAUCCGUCCCAGGACGUGGUCCGUUCCUCGGGCCUGGUGCAACCAGGCAACUAUGAAGCCAUCACUUAUCAUCCCUUGCUAACGGACGCCCUUCAUUCUCUGCUACUUUGCCACUGCUUGGUCCAGACAUCUACUAAGGAGCUUCUUCGCCAUGCAUACAUGGUGGCUCGACUUGCCCGCCUCGCCGAUGGAUACCCGAUUUUCCAAGCCAGUAGAUCUCCGGCAAGGGCGGAUUGGAUCGAGGUUCUGCGUAGGGCGCAAAAUUGGAUCCAGAUGGCCGCGUCUUGGGAGCAACUAUGCGCUCCUGCUCCCCUUCCGGUUCUCGACGGGUCACUUGCUGGGCAGCAGAGCAAAACCCAUCCAUCCCCCAAAGCAGCCGCCCUUGCUGCCGCUGCCAUUACCAGAGACCCGAGCACAUUGUCUGACGCGGGCGAGGAAGAGGAGCAGCGCAAGGAGAGAGUUCGCCAGCAAGCCAUCAUGGAUUCGCUUGACGAUGAUAGGGUCGUCGACGAGGCUAGUCUUCGUGCGGCUAUCACUGCACGCCAGAAGCGUGCCGAGGAAGACCACGAGUACCUGCUGAAACUAAAGAACAGCUCGAACGGAAAGUCGGAGUCCGGAGCAAGCGGGCAAACAUCUCCCGCCUUGCGACGAUGGAGCGUGGACGAUGGGAGAGAGUACCCCAUCUUGACGGAGCGCGCUGCCGCCAUCGCGAGAUGGAUAAUGGAGGCUCCGGCAGUAAACCUCGGGACUGCCAAGCGGAAGAAGAAAACUGGCCCAAAAAAGAAUAAAGAUAUCACAGGAUCGGAGAGUGCGUCGGCCAGUAAGGUUAGCCUGGCCAUCGGCGAUACUGCCCUGGCAGUAGACGCGCCCGCUUGA
Messenger RNA from Colletotrichum spaethianum, 2265 nucleotides. RefSeq lists its product as uncharacterized. The record is from RefSeq and is a predicted model, not a curated record. Lineage: Eukaryota; Fungi; Ascomycota; Sordariomycetes; Glomerellales; Glomerellaceae. The transcript is spliced from 2 exons. Bases 1 to 2265 code for a protein of 754 amino acids.